This is a messenger RNA of Megalops cyprinoides (Indo-Pacific tarpon), 520 nucleotides long. RefSeq names its product pro-neuregulin-4, membrane-bound isoform-like. The transcript is spliced from 4 exons. NCBI's taxonomy places the organism in Eukaryota, Metazoa, Chordata, Actinopteri, Elopiformes, Megalopidae. Gene Ontology annotation, biological process: epidermal growth factor receptor signaling pathway; positive regulation of mitotic nuclear division; positive regulation of cell population proliferation. The record is from RefSeq and is a predicted model, not a curated record. Bases 1 to 324 code for a protein of 107 amino acids.
AUGUCUGAACAUGGAGACCCGUGUGGAGCAUCGGAGGCUUUUUAUUGCCUAAACGGAGGGACAUGCUUCAAGAUUCCCUCUGUGUCCACACCCAGAUGUGUCUGCCACGGCAGCUUCAAGGGCAGCAGAUGUGACCAGUUCCAGCUGUUCAGAAGUUCUCAGAACUCUGAAGACGGGAGGCUCAUUGCAGCCAUAGUGAUCGUCGUGCUCCUCAUUUUGGUGGUUCUUGCAGUCAUCAUUUACUGUUCCUGCAAAGUGUGGAGGGAGAGGUCCAAGAGCCUUCAGGGAAGAGCCCAGUACAAGACUGUUAAGCCACCAGCAUGAGGAUGGCCUUGGGGCAGCUUUUGGGGGGCACACAGUUGUAGAAGGGUCCUGAAUGCUUUAACUGCUGGCUUUGGUUUGGAUGCUGCUAACACUGAUGUGGAGCGAACACCUCUGACCUACAGCAGCAGACAGUCUCCAAAUCCAUCCUUCCAUGUGUCUGCCUUUCUGCUCUCUGCUUUAUUGCUCCAGGUUUGCC